This is a messenger RNA of Pocillopora verrucosa, 1043 nucleotides long. The record is from RefSeq and is a predicted model, not a curated record. NCBI's taxonomy places the organism in Eukaryota, Metazoa, Cnidaria, Anthozoa, Scleractinia, Pocilloporidae.
AUGACAAGCAAAUUUGAAGCGAACUAUUCCAGCAACACAGAUGCUAACCCCAAGAGUGGUUUUGAGACAAUAGUUAUGGCAAACUGCAUCCUCAAUGCACCUUUGAUGUUGUUAUCCAUCCUUGGUAACGCUCUUGUGUUAGUCGCCAUAUUGAGGACGCCAUCGAUUCAUUCACCUUCUGUCAUUUUUCUCUGCAAUUUGGCUGUUACAGAUCUUCUUGUGGGAUUGGUGGUACAACCAGCUUAUAUAGCACAACAAAUAGUAAGAACCGUCUCAGCACUACAAGAGGCAGUAACAGCAAUGGGAUUUGCUGGGUGCGGUGUUUCUCUUUGGACGAUGACAGCCAUAACAGUGGAUCGUUUCUUAGCUCUCCAUUGUCACCUGCAGUACCCAAAUUUAAGGACAACAAGCCGGGCAAUCUAUACAAUAGUAACUAUUUGGUGUAUUAUCAUGUUAUUCACUUUUUCAUUUAUUUGGUCGCCGAGUAUUUAUCAUUAUUUUGUUGCAACUUUUGGUAUCACAAUUUGCCUUUUAGUUAACUUGGUUUGUUUCAUCAAGAUUUACCGAAUUGUUCGUCGGCAUCAGUUGCAAAUUCAUGUUCAACAACAAGCAGUGGAAAAUUCAAUUGAUACGAAUAAACAGCAAAUACGACAAUCAACGAGGAAAGCAAAAAAUAUUUUUAUAUAUUUCCUCGCGAUGAUUUUAUGUUACUCUCCAUUUUCAAUUGCUGUAUUUAUUUCAGGUUUUACUAGUAUAGAUUUAAAAGUUGUAGCGACUUUCUCACUCACUGUAGUACUCAUGAACUCGUCUAUCAAUCCAUUUUUGUUUUGUUGGCGCAUGACCGAGCUCAGAGCGGCGGUUUUUAAAACAGUGAAGCUUUUUUCUUGUAGAGAAACGGAUUAGAGAGUUCUAACCUAGAACUAAAUCGAAACAAAUCUUUCGCAAGGUCUUGUACAAAAUCUAAGGGUUCAUUAAAAACAAAGUUCCCCGAUCGUUGUCACCCGCACAAGUAUCAAUAUCUCGUAUUCUUGAGUUAACCUAGA